AAAGAGACGGUGAUUCAUAGUUAAGGAACUGACCUUAUUCUAUUUCAUUUGCUUAGUUAUCAUUUGUCUCAAUCCCUUUGUUUUUAAGUCCACUGUAUAUGUCUGGCUAAUGUAAUAUAUAAAUUAUUUGUUCUAGAAAGAAACACCUCUGAAUACAACGAUGGCGUAUCUACGGCGAGUACGAUGCAAAAGGGUCUACCACAGCAUGGGGCUUCAUCUGUUGAAGCCAACAAGCAUGGAUGACUUUGAGCCAGUGGAGGCAAAAGUACCAGUCGACAACCCAGUCAGCUUCUUCAGGGCCCACGGCCGCGACUUCUUCGUGUGUUGUGCUGAUUUCCAGACCAGGGCGCUUGUGUUGGUCAAGCCAAAAGAAAUGUUAACUUUUAAAGGAUAUCCUUUCUUCAGGGAGGCCUUACGACGACAAGCCGAGGAACUGCUGGUGAUUCCGUUCUCCCAGUUGGCAGGUGUGGCUGCUGAGGUUGCCGAGGACGUGGCGCACGUCAAUACUAUUUUCGUCCAUAUAACGCUACGCUGCGGUUCUACUCUACUGAUCAAGGCGCUAGAAGCAAGUGGCCAGAUGCACACUUUGUCCGAAUCUGACGUGUACGCCAACAUUUCUAGGUACGUCCUGUCAAAGAAAGCCAUGCCUGAAGACGUCACGGAGAUGUUGUUGGAGCUCAUUCGGCACAUCAACACCCUGUUCAACUACAGUCUAUUGCAGACAGACCCUUCCAAAACUAUCACUUGUUACAAAAUGCGCGGACAGGUUUUCCUUAUAGCGGAUCUGUUGCGGAAGGCCUUGCCAGAAGUGAAGACCGUCUUACUUUACCGGAACCUUCUUGGUACGGUGGACUCUUGGGCUCACGUUAUGGCCGAGAGAAGCUACUGGAAAUAUUGGUUGAUAACAGCCCUUAGACUAGAUUCUUUCUAUCUCAACAACUUACUUCAUUGGGCACCAAAUUCUCCAUGGGAUAACCCGGUGUUCAGGUGCAUCCCUGUCCCACAUGGAGUUGUAUGGUUAGCUACAUUCAUCUGGCUCGAGUACAUGCAGAAAGCCCACGAGCUGACGAAAACAGAUGCCCACCAAUGUUUCGACGUGAUUCUGAGAUACGAAGAGCUUUGUAAACACAAGGAGGAGAUGGUCGCCAAAGUCAUCGAGAGUCUUGGCAUCCAAUGUGUCGAUGAGGAUACAAAACUGAAGAUACGAGAAGUGUUUGGGUUCAACAGUCAGGCUGGACAUUCGCUCGCCAGUAGGGGCCCCGGUCGGGGGGAAAGCUGGUUGGGGCAAUGGGAGACAGGGAUCAUUUCAAAGAUUCUUGAUCAUGUCAAUUACGAGGAGAUCAGCCGACCAGAUUUUGUACUCAAUGGGACCAUGACGCAGAUAUGAUAGCUUAUAUAUGGCCUUAUUCGGUAAAUAUUGACCAUGGUAAAAUCCUAAUUUAUAUCAGCUCUACAGCGCCGACUGUGGCUAAACAGUCAUAUACGUCAUAUACUUUCUAGUGAUAAUUAAUUUGUCAAAGGUAGGGCUUUACAGAUCGUCUAUGUAACGAUAAGACAGUAGCAGUGUUAUGCGAGGAGGUACUUUUACGUGAACAUGAAAACUUUUACAUGUACAUACAGCAUGUGCUUUUUGUAUAUGACAUACGAAAUUCCAUUUUGGAAAUACAAUUUUUGGCGGCACCUCAGGACGCUUCAUUGGCAACCACAAAAAAUGCCCUAAAAACAUCUAUCGCGUAAAACAAUCUUCAUACAUACCAAGCGAAACGAUAGCACACAUAUACAACACACCUACAGCAAAAAUCAUUAAUACCUAUAAACAAGAAAACCGUCGACAUGGCAAUAGUUUUUAUCAUAACACUUAUUGACUAUAUCACAUUUUUUCUGAAGGUAUUUCCAUAAUCCUUCAUUACACCGCCUGUCCCGGAACUGAUGUUGAGUAUAUACAAUAAUAGAGAAUAAAAUGAAAAUUCUUUUUAAAAAUUUUCCUUCGAGCCGGAUUCGAACCAGCGACCUAAGGAUGCCAACAAGGGUCCGCUACAGUCCUCCGCUCUACCAACUGAGCUAUCGAAGGAACUACGUAUACUAGUAUGUCCGAGACACAGCACAAGACUACUAUAGCAAGGAUCAGUAAGAAUACUUGUUUAAGAAAACUCUUGUUACAAAAAAUCAUGCAUGCGUUUGCCUGCUAACGCUUAUCGGCCCAAGAACAUAACAGGAGCGAAGUAGGGGAAAGUUCAUCGGUCAUUUUUACCAAGUUUUUACAGCCAAACUUGGUCUAAGUUAACAGAGUCAUGCAUGUUGUCUUCUUGACGUCGCAUAAAGCGUAAGGAAUUGUAUCUGCCAGAAAUGACAUUUUGCUCAAGACUAGCCUGUGUUUA
Molecule: messenger RNA, 2378 nt
Organism: Branchiostoma floridae (Florida lancelet)
Lineage: Eukaryota; Metazoa; Chordata; Leptocardii; Amphioxiformes; Branchiostomatidae
Exons: 4
Coding region: 161-1387 (408 amino acids)
Source: RefSeq, a predicted model, not a curated record